UAUUUGAUAAAAAAUGUGAUAUUGUCUCACCUAAAACUCAUCUAAGCUCCAAAAUAUGUUGAAACAAAGACGAUUUGGGUAUUUUUGCAGCUGCAAACAUUUUGCUUUCACGGCCAAGGGUUAUUUGCAUGUAAAUGAAUUCACUUUGACAGUUUUUUGUAUUUCUGAUUAGAAAAGAAUCAUAUGAAAGAUAAGCAGCAAUUACAAGACAUUAAGACGACUGAGUAACAGGUGUAUUGUCAUUCUAGUGAAACCGUAAAAUAACAGAUUGAACUGAAACUAUGAGCUCCCAGCAGGUCAUGAGUUUACUGUGAGGUUGUGAAGCACUUUGAAUAAAAAGCCUGUGUCAUCAGUAUUACUGAGACGUGCGCUUUAACGGUUUUGUGUUUUCAGCAGAUUCCCUUAAACACAAAACUCAUCCUCUGUGAUUGGUUGUGGCCGGACGCGCUCUUUUGUUCCAGCGAGACGUUUGUUCGCCGUUUCCUGCACACAACAAAACUUUCCUGCCAUCCCGGGCAUUAUCGGGGCUCCGCAGUGCUUUGGCAACUCAGAACAUUGGAUUCUCUGACAUUUAGUGAGGAAAAAAAACAAGAUAAAGGAUGUACAGCUUCAUGGGAGGUGGGCUGUUCUGUGCUGGAGUCGGGAACAUACUCCUCAUCAUCUCCACGGCAACGGACUACUGGAUGCAGUAUCGUCACUCCAGCAGUUACAUGCACCAGGGCCUGUGGCGGUACUGCGUGCCGGGGAAAUGCAUGACACACACAGAUAGCAUCGCCUACUGGGACGCCACUCGGGCCUUCAUGAUCCUCUCCCUGCUGGCUUGUUUCAUCGGCAUAGUGAUCGGGAUCAUGGCCUUCAUCCACUACUCCUCCUUUGAUGGAUUUGACAAGACUUUUGCAGCUGGCAUCCUCUUCUUCAUCUCCUGCUUCUUUGUGCUGUUGGCGAUGGCCGUCUACACAGGCGUGACAGUCAACUAUUACGGGAAACGCUAUGGCAGCUGGCGGUUCUCCUGGUCAUACAUAAUGGGCUGGGUGGCGGUGGUGCUGACAUUCUUCUCAGGUAUCUUCUUCAUGUGUGCCUACCGGAUGCAUGAAUGCCCUAGAAACUCCAACACCCGCUGACCUGCCCAAGCUGGUCCCAAAGGAGAAACCAAUGUUCGUAUCAAUUUUCAAACCACUUCCCAGAAAAAAAACAUUUAUGAAUAAGCAAAAUAAAUGUGGAAAAAAAUAUCUGGUUUCUGUGUUCUUU
Molecule: messenger RNA, 1248 nt
Organism: Nothobranchius furzeri (turquoise killifish)
Lineage: Eukaryota; Metazoa; Chordata; Actinopteri; Cyprinodontiformes; Nothobranchiidae
Gene: lim2.3
Product: lens intrinsic membrane protein 2.3
Cellular component (GO): plasma membrane
Molecular function (GO): structural constituent of eye lens
Source: RefSeq, a predicted model, not a curated record